Molecule: messenger RNA, 1222 nt
Organism: Erinaceus europaeus (western European hedgehog)
Lineage: Eukaryota; Metazoa; Chordata; Mammalia; Eulipotyphla; Erinaceidae
Gene: PEX11A
Product: peroxisomal biogenesis factor 11 alpha
Exons: 2
Coding region: 664-972 (102 amino acids)
Biological process (GO): peroxisome fission; regulation of peroxisome size
Cellular component (GO): peroxisomal membrane
Source: RefSeq, a predicted model, not a curated record
AAGGUCGCUCACCUGAGCCGGCGGCUUGGCGUCGCCUUAGCAACGCCCACUUCCGGGCGCGGCAGGAAGCCCGCGGAGCCUGUGGGGAGAUGUCCCGCCCCCCAGGGGGCGUGGCUUCCGAGCCCGGUGGCCGGGGAUCCAAGUUCUUCGCUCAGCCCCCCACCCGCCCCGCGCCCCUGGGACCCGCCCGCCGGGCGCCGUGAGCCGCGGUGCCAACCUGUGCGCCGCCAUGGACGCCUUCACUCGCCUCACCAACCAGACGCAGGGCCGGGAGCGGCUCUUCAGGUGAGUCGGGCGCCGCGGCCGCACCUGCCGACCGCGGUUAGCGGCCAGGUCCCGGGACUUGGGGCGCCUCCCCGCACCCCCAGGACCCGCUCGCUCCGCUCCACCUGCUGCCCAGGGUUCAGGCUAGGCAAUGUGGUCCACGCCGUGCAGGCAACUCAGCAGAGUUUUCAGACCACGGACCUGGUGCCCCGCUUCUGCCUCACCUUAGCCAACCUGAACCGUGUGGUCUAUUUCAUCUGCGACACCGUCCUCUGGGUGAGGAGCGUGGGACUCGCGUCUGGCAUCAACAAAGAGAAGUGGCGACUGUGGGCUGCCCGCCACUACUACUACGCCCUGCUGCUGAGCCUGGUCCGGGAUCUGUAUGAGCUCUCCCUGCAGAUGGAACAGGUCACCCAGCACAGGACCCAGAGGGAGAACUCAGCAUCUCGGGGUCCUCCUGGGCACUGUGUGGCUGAUGAGGAAACAGAAUGGCUUCAGUCCUUCCUCCUCCUCUUAUUCCGCUCUCUGAAGAGGCAUCCUCCCUUGCUCCUGGACACAGUGAAGAACAUCUGUGACAUCCUGAACCCUCUGGACCAGCUGGGGAUCUGUAAGUCCAAUGCUGGUAUCAUUGGGCUUGCGGGGCUUGUGUCCUCUGUAGCUGGCCUCAUCACUGUGGUCUGUCCUCAGAUGAAGCUCAAGGCCUGCUGAGGUGGCUUCCGGCCAAGGACCAGGGCCCACUUUAGUGGGCCCAUUAAGAGGACCUCUUAGUAACAGAGAUAUUCACCUUGUCCUAGUGUACCCAAGGACUCGCUCACGAGAGCUUCUUGUGACUUGGGUUGUGAGCUUAAAUGGGACCAAGAAUGGAGACGGGAGGGCAGGAAGAUUGGCACCUAGAGAUCCUGAGUGCUGCAGCGACUUCUGGAUUCAAGUCUUUCGCCUUCACCCAGCUUCCAUUAAG